Molecule: messenger RNA, 1166 nt
Organism: Mangifera indica (mango)
Lineage: Eukaryota; Viridiplantae; Streptophyta; Magnoliopsida; Sapindales; Anacardiaceae
Exons: 1
Coding region: 295-1047 (250 amino acids)
Source: RefSeq, a predicted model, not a curated record
AGAGUAGCAAAAUUAGACUUUCAAAUUAAUUGUUAUAAUAGCAGUGGAGUUGAUAAAGUUUUACGAUUGAUAAGAUUAGUACAACAAAUCGGUAUGAACUCUUUGCUCGGUGAGAUUGGUACGACCCUGUAUGGGCAGUGGUCAAGCAAUUGUAGUAUUUUCCUUGUUGAUUUGCUGAGUUGGUUUUGCUUUAUUGGAUGCUGUUAAAAAAGGCCCUUCGUCUAUCUAUCAUGUCGUGUAUAAAAUAAAUCCGAGCAAGCUUUUCUUUAUCAGAUUCAAUUUUAGGAAACUAAAAUGGCAGCCAUUCUCUCGCGCAGACUGCUCAAACGCUCUUCAUUUUCUUUGUUCAAUUCUAAUUUUAACUACUUAAAUUCCACUUUCUCGCACCAAAAACCCUUAAACCCUAGCUUCAAUGUCCCCAAUUUCAUUUCUACUUUUUCUAGUCCUGUCAAUCAACAACAAAAUCCCAUCUCAAUUUCACCGUAUUUCAGUAAUCCCAACUCUCUCGUCUCUUUUUUGAUAUCAUCUAAAAACCCUAGGUUUUUUUCAACCUCUGAUCCUGAGAAACCCCAGGAGAACCGGAGUGAGUACCCCAGUCAAAACCCUGAUUUCAAGCACCAAGAAAUAGAAGGACCGACUGUUGAACGUGAUUUAUCAGCUUUAGCGAAUGAGACCAGAGAAAUUCUUGAAGAAAUGAUGAGGAAAAUAUAUAGUCUUAGCAGAGUUGUUGCUGUUCUGGGUCUGUUUCAAUUAGGUAUAGGAGCUUGGAUUUCGUACCUUACACGAUCAUCACCGAUGAUGGAGGCUUCGAUACAGAGUUUUGUGGCAUUUGGGUUUCCGUUUACGUUGGCGUUUAUGUUGAGACGAUCUUUGAAGCCAAUGUAUUUCUUUAAGAAGAUGGAGGAGCAAGGCAGGUUGCAGAUUCUUACUUUAACUCUUCAGGUCUUUAAGAACUUGAAUAUGUUCUUUGUUCGGCUUCAUGGGGUUUGUUACUUGUGCAUUGCAGGAAUGUCUUUUGGAUUAGUGUUCAGUGUGUUGUCUAAUUGACUUCGAUUUUGUCUUGAUUGUUGACGAUUUUAUAUGCCUUUUUGGAUCUCUUUGAGGAGUUGCAUAUGAUUAUGUGUGCCUCUUGGCUUUUACUUAAUAAACAACAACUUUUGCUUUAA